GUGAGUAGCGGAUAUUUUGUAUUGAACUCUGGUACUUUACUUUGUAAUUCAUGGGGUGGGUGUGAAGGUUGUAGCCUUGUUGCCUUGUAGGAAGAGAUGAAGAGAAUUGGAGCUUGAUAUCAGUACUGCGACAGUUGAUAUCCAUAUAUUGGGGUUGGGGCUAUGGACGUCUGAGUAUAGAGGAGGAAGGGGCCGAGGGAGGAAUUAUUUCAAGAUAGAGGGUAGCAGGUAUUCACACACACAGAGAGAGAGAGAGAGAGAGAGAGAGAGAGAGAAAGAGAGAGAGAGGAAGAAAGGAUGGAGACACAGAAUGAAAUGAAGCAGUCCAAAUUCAAAAGGAUUUGUGUCUUCUGUGGGAGUAGCCAUGGUAAGAAGAGCAGCUACCAAGAUGCUGCUAUUGAGCUUGGGAAAGAACUGGUGUCAAGGAACAUUGAUCUGGUUUAUGGAGGGGGAAGUGUGGGCUUGAUGGGUUUGGUUUCACAGGCUGUUUAUAAUGGUGGUCGGCAUGUCAUUGGAGUUAUUCCCAAGACGCUCAUGCCUCCAGAGAUAUGUGGUGAAACAGUAGGGGAAGUGAAGGCAGUUGCAGAUAUGCACCAAAGGAAGGCAGAGAUGGCUAGACGGUCAGAUGCCUUUAUUGCAUUACCGGGCGGCUAUGGGACUCUUGAAGAGCUACUUGAAGUGAUAACCUGGGCUCAACUAGGCAUACAUGAUAAACCGGUAGGAUUACUGAACGUUGACGGUUACUACAAUUCAUUGCUGUCAUUCAUUGACAAAGCUGUAGAGGAAGGCUUUGUUAGUCCAAGUGCACGCCAUAUUAUUGUAUCAGCCCCUACAGCGAAGGAACUAGUGAAGAAAUUGGAGGAGUAUUUUCCUCGCCAUGAAAAAGUUGCAUCACAGUUGAGUUGGGAGAUGGAACAGCUCGGCUACUCUUCCAAGUGUGAUAUCUCUUGAUAAGGAGCAUGUGUUUGUGGAGGAAAGGAACUAAUUUGAAAGACCAAAGGAAAUCCACAAUGAUGAAAAAUCAUUUUGUAGAAAGCAAAUGGCCUCAAUAUAUGAAACUUCAUUAUUCCCUUUUUGUUUUA
Messenger RNA from Nelumbo nucifera (sacred lotus), 1082 nucleotides. RefSeq names its product cytokinin riboside 5'-monophosphate phosphoribohydrolase LOG1-like. Gene Ontology annotation, molecular function: hydrolase activity, hydrolyzing N-glycosyl compounds. Gene Ontology annotation, biological process: cytokinin biosynthetic process. NCBI's taxonomy places the organism in Eukaryota, Viridiplantae, Streptophyta, Magnoliopsida, Proteales, Nelumbonaceae. Gene Ontology annotation, cellular component: cytosol; nucleus. The record is from RefSeq and is a predicted model, not a curated record.